GAGACCAAACGAAACCAGUAAAUGAACACGUGUCCAAGUAUAAGGUUGUCGCCUCGGGUCAUUUCGACGGAAAAUUCGGUGUCUUGUGAUAAAUUCUCGUGAAAAACUGUUGGGAAAAGUGGGGAUACACGUGUGACACGUGGGACACGUGCCACGUGAGUGCAGCUGUGUCUCAGACUCCUGUCUUCAAACGCUAACUUACUAUCAGAUGUUGUUGCUAGGUUAAAUGCGCGCUAUCAUAGCGUGCAAAACUAAACAUCCGUUCAAUUCGCGACUGAUAAAACGAGGAUGUUUAAUUAAUUACAGUUGCUUUAUAAUAGUUUAGUGAACGUGGACAGUCUCCUUAAUUCAAGGAUGAAAAACGAUAAGGAUUUUCGUGAAAAUAAGGAAAAAUGUGAGUUCUUGUUUGUAGUAAUAGAAUUGAUCCCAUGAUGCAAGAACUAAGUUGAAAUAAUGUGGACGUUUCAAAAGGUUUUACACAAAUUGAACCAAGUGAACUUUGAUUGAAUUAAAUCUAUUCUGCUUUUAUGGUUGAGAUUAUAAAAUUAUUCAUCCCAUAAUGCAACAAUAAAGUUUGGAAUAAUGAGGACGUUUUAAAAGGUGGAACGUUUCAAAUAAUGGUUUAACACAAAUUAAAACUAGUGAACUUUCAUUAAAACACAAGGUGAUCCUUCGUUUCAUGACUGGAAUUAUUGAAAGAAAAACUUUUGUACAAAGCUCCAGGAUCUUUUCAUUCAGGGAAAAUGAACGAAACAACACGAAACGAAUCAUCACUGAUUCUAAACAAUAAUAACAACAACAUCAGUGAUAACAAUCAUAGUGCAAAAAGGAAACACCUGUCAAAAGAUACGGACACUCCGUCACCAUUGAAUCAUAGCGAUGUAGAUGAUACAGAAGCGGUUCUGCUAACCACUAGGAAGCGACUUCUGGCUCACCAUGUAUCUUCCGCUGAUAACAAUGACGACCAAGAUGAGGAUGUUGCUUUCUCCCUCAUCGUUGAAGAUUCAGGCGCCGCGGGACCGGCUGAUCUGACUUCUGAUGACGAGGACAGGCUGACAGGCCAUGGCACCAUAGCAUCGAUGGGAUCCUCUGCCGCCGGAGGAUCCUCAAACAGUGGCAACAAUUCGGGUUCCCCCUUCUCGCCUGGGGGCACAGGGGGACACCACCACCACCAUCAUCACCAUCAUCCGCACAGGGGCGGAUCCAACGGAAAUGGCGGUAAUGGCGGUCAAGGGUCUGCAGCUGCGGCUGCAGCAGCUGCAGCGGCUGCGGCUAUGGGGCAUACCACUGAUUUUCAGCCCCCUUAUUUUCCCCCACCAUUUCCCCCCGCACACCACCACCACCAGCAUCACGGCGGGGCCCACGGAGCAUCCGCCGCAGCCCAGAGCCCCGCCACGGCCGCCAUGGAUUACCUGGCCGACCCCUACAGUCAGGCCACCCUCAACAGUCUGCACCAGACGGCUGCCCAUCAUUACAAUCAGCUGACGGCCGCCGCAGCUGUGUCGGCAGCUGGGCAAAGGCAUGAUGUGCUCAGACGCUCUGACUCCGAUUCUCUUCAUGUGGGAAACAUGCAUACCUCAUUCCCUUAUGAAGGCAGGGGAGGUAGAGGGGACUAUCGUGGCCAACACCCAGGACUGGAUGAUCCCUUAUCCCUGCAUUCAGCCCUCUCGGCAGCAGUGGAUGACCAACAGAAUACCAACGUUGACGAUACGGGUUUCAUCAGUGAUCUACCUCUUCUCAAGAGCAUGAAAUCACGCUCAGAUUCCGGUGGCGGCGGGAAAGACGGUGGACUUCUCUCCGGUGUCUCCUCCUCGUCAUCCUCCUCAGACGUAUUCUGCUCCGUUCCUGGACGUCUCUCCCUCCUCUCCUCAACCUCCAAAUACAAGGUGACCGUCGGUGAGGUCCAGAGGAGGCUCUCUCCUCCUGAGUGUCUCAAUGCAUCGCUUUUGGGUGGCGUACUCAGAAGAGCAAAAUCGAAAAAUGGCGGAAGGCUACUGAGAGAAAAGCUAGAAAAAAUUGGACUAAACCUACCAGCUGGAAGAAGGAAGGCAGCUAAUGUAACUCUACUAACAUCUCUAGUCGAAGGAGAAGCAAUCCACCUAGCACGAGACUUCGGUUAUGUUUGCGAAACUGAGUUUCCAGCCAGGCAGGUGGCAGAAUACCUGACAAGGCAGCACGCCCAGGAUCCCGGAGAGUCCUACAGGAGGAAGGAACUCAUUCAUGCCACUAAGCAAGUAACAAAGGAACUGAUGGACUUGCUGAACCAAGACAGAAGUCCUCUUUGCAAUACGAGGCCGCAGCACAUUCUGGAUCCUGGCAUUCAGAGGCAUCUUACGCAUUUCUCACUCAUUUCACAUGGAUUUGGCAGUCCUGCCAUCGUAGCAGCACUUACCGCAAUACAGAACUUCCUGACCGAGUCGCUGAAGCACCUGGAGAAGCUGUACCCCUCAGGAGGCAACGGAGGCGGUGCUGGUUUGUCGGUGUCCUCCACCGACUCCAAGCAAGGGGGCAAGGACGGUGACAAGAAAUGAGGUUGGCUUAGGCGUGGCAUAGGGUCCACCGCAGCAACUGCUACAACGGAUCAUGGCACGCCACCUCAUCCUAGCACCACCAUAAGACACUCCUGGCCAUACAACUGACCGGAGGUGAACGAAGACUCAGCUGCACCAGUUGAGAAAAAACCAGAGACUCAAUACCCUCCAUCAAAAUAUGUUCUGGUCGAUGGAAAAAUUAUUGACAUUCCAAAAUACUUUGCUGACGAAAUUCAACGUCUGUCUUAAUACAGACUUCCAGUACAGAAUGAAACAAUCUUACUAUGGAGCUUUCAACGAAAUUUCAAGAUUCCAUACUCCUUGCGGAAAAAAUUGUGACCAACGGUUUUCAAGUGUCCUGAUACUAUAGUGUCAUCAGUAUUGAUUCUGACAGGCUUAUUCGAAUUAAGGCCUCAUACGGGUGUCUCAAACGAGCUGAAUUCUUUUCACUAGUUAACGGAAUGCAUUGUCUCUUAUGGGGUGAACUAUCCGAGAAAAUAAACGCUCC
Molecule: messenger RNA, 3039 nt
Organism: Nilaparvata lugens (brown planthopper)
Lineage: Eukaryota; Metazoa; Arthropoda; Insecta; Hemiptera; Delphacidae
Gene: TfAP-2
Product: transcription factor AP-2-epsilon
Exons: 12
Coding region: 744-2531 (595 amino acids)
Biological process (GO): regulation of cell population proliferation; regulation of transcription by RNA polymerase II; anatomical structure development
Cellular component (GO): nucleus
Molecular function (GO): DNA-binding transcription factor activity, RNA polymerase II-specific; RNA polymerase II transcription regulatory region sequence-specific DNA binding
Source: RefSeq, a predicted model, not a curated record